AUGGGUGUUCGUAUACCGUCCAUGAUUCCCAGCGCCAAGCAAAUUCUUAAGCAGCAGCCUCUUGUUACAAGAGAGAGGCCACCUGUUCCGAAGGGCCACAUUGCAAUUUAUGUUGGGGAGACAGAAAGAAAAAGGUUUGUGGUUCCAAUAACAGUCUUGAACCAUCCUUCGUUCAAAGACUUGCUUAAGCGGGCAGAGGAAGAGUUUGGCUUCAAUCAUCCGGUGGGUGGCCUAACAAUUCCGUGCAGAGAAGACACCUUCAUAAAUCUCACUUCCCGAUUGCAUGCCUAA
This is a messenger RNA of Theobroma umbraticum, 291 nucleotides long. The record is from RefSeq and is a predicted model, not a curated record. NCBI's taxonomy places the organism in Eukaryota, Viridiplantae, Streptophyta, Magnoliopsida, Malvales, Malvaceae.